This is a messenger RNA of Brienomyrus brachyistius, 2718 nucleotides long. RefSeq names its product protein phosphatase 2, regulatory subunit A, beta a (gene ppp2r1ba). Bases 70 to 1839 code for a protein of 589 amino acids. Gene Ontology annotation, cellular component: cytoplasm; protein phosphatase type 2A complex. Gene Ontology annotation, biological process: protein dephosphorylation. The transcript has 15 exons. NCBI's taxonomy places the organism in Eukaryota, Metazoa, Chordata, Actinopteri, Osteoglossiformes, Mormyridae. Gene Ontology annotation, molecular function: protein phosphatase regulator activity; protein binding. The record is from RefSeq and is a predicted model, not a curated record.
UGUCCCGUUGUGUCCCUUCCAUGAAACCCCGUAGCUUAGGCUAGCCGGAAGUAGUGAACAGUAUCCAAAAUGGCAGGCGCCGACGGAGACGAUUCUCUUUACCCUAUUGCUGUGCUCAUUGACGAGCUACGGAAUGAAGAUGUCCAGUUGCGGCUGAACAGCAUUAAGAAACUGUCCACCAUUGCCCUGGCUUUGGGCGUUGAGAGGACGCGUACGGAGCUGCUUCCUUUCCUGACUGACACCAUCUAUGAUGAGGAUGAGGUGCUCCUUGCUCUGGCUGAGCAGCUGGGCAACUUCACCAUGCUGGUGGGUGGGCCGGAGUACGUCCACUGUCUGCUGCCUCCCCUGGAGAGCCUGGCCACUGUGGAGGAGACCGUGGUGCGGGACAAGGCUGUGGAGUCGCUUCGUAAGAUCUCCCACGAGCACUCGCCUGUGGACCUGGAGGUGCACUUUGAGCCCCUGGUGAAGCGUCUGGCCAGUGGGGACUGGUUCACCUCCCGCACCUCAGCCUGUGGCCUCUUCAGCGUCUGCUACCCUCGCGUCUCCAGCACAGUCAAGGCAGAGAUUCGCCAACAUUUCCGCACGCUGUGCUCGGAUGACACUCCUAUGGUGCGUCGUGCCGCUGCCUCCAAGCUGGGUGAGUUUGCCAAGGUCCUGGAGCUGGAAUACGUGAAGAGUGACAUCAUCUCCCUCUUCACUGCCCUUGCCUCAGAUGAGCAGGACUCUGUGCGCCUUUUGGCUGUAGAGGCCUGCGUCAGUAUUGCCACACUGCUGCCCCAAGAGGACUUGGAGAGUCUGGUAAUGCCAACCUUGCGACAGGCUGCAGAGGACAAAUCCUGGAGGGUGCGCUACAUGGUAGCAGACAAGUUCUCAGAGCUCCAGAAAGCCGUGGGGCCCGAGAUCACCAAGAAUGACCUGGUGCCCGCCUUCCAGAACCUGCUAAAGGACUGUGAGGCUGAGGUGCGGGCAGCAGCCGCCAAUAAGGUCAAAGAGUUUUGUGAGAAUUUACCGGAAGACAGCAAGGAGACCAUCAUUAUGACUCACAUUCUUCCUUGUGUCAAGGAACUGGUGUCUGACACAAACCAACAUGUGAAGUCUGCCCUGGCAUCUGUGAUCAUGGGUCUGUCCACCAUCCUGGGCAAAGACAACACCAUCGAGCACCUGCUGCCGCUGUUCUUGGCCCAGCUGAAGGAUGAGUGCCCAGAGGUUCGCCUGAACAUCAUCUCCAACCUGGACUGCGUCAACGAGGUCAUCGGCAUCCGCCAGCUGUCUCAGUCCCUGCUGCCUGCCAUUGUAGAGCUGGCCGAGGAUGCCAAGUGGAGGGUACGACUAGCCAUCAUCGAGUACAUGCCCCUGCUGGCGGGCCAGUUGGGUGUGGAGUUCUUUGAUGAGAAGCUCAACUCCCUCUGCAUGGCGUGGCUUGUUGACCACGUGUACGCCAUCCGAGAGGCUGCCACCUGCAACCUGAUGAAGCUGGUGGAGAAGUUUGGAGCAGAGUGGGCUCAGAACACCAUUGUCCCCAAGGUGCUGGGAAUGGCCAAUGAUCCCAACUACCUACACAGAAUGACCACUCUCUUCUGCAUCAAUGCGCUGUCUGAGGCCUGCGGCCAGGACAUCACUACCAAACACAUGCUGCCCGUGGUCCUCAAGAUGUCCAAUGACCAAGUGGCCAACGUGCGCUUCAACGUGGCCAAGUCCCUGCAGAAGAUCGGCCCGGUGUUAGACAGCAAUGCUCUGCAGACAGAGGUGAAACCUGUGUUGGAGAAACUGGCCACAGACCAGGACAUGGAUGUGAAGUACUUUGCCCAGGAAGCUAUGAGUGUUCUUGCCCUGGCUUAAGAGACCCAUUCGCCUAUCCGCUGAGCAUACAACACAUCCCAAGAUUCACCACACUGUAUUUAUUGAUAUCCAGGAUCAACUGGCUAGAGAAACAAUUCUUAAGCUGUUUAAAUGUUGUCACCCCCCCUACUUUGCCUUUUCAGUGAUAGUGAACGUCUUGAGGAAGCAGCUGUUUCCUCAGAAUUGGCUAUGCUUGCUGUGUAUCCCUGCGUCGAGCAGAAAAUUAACUCGAGCAGCAUAUGUGGACGAUGUAUGUGCACAGGUCUGACCCAUCUGCUUCAACUACUUACUGGCUGUACUUCUUGGCAUGGAGGUGUGUAUAGCUUCUCAGCCCUGUCCCCUGUCCCCACCCUUUAGUUUAAACUCAGCGUUUUUUUUUCCUGCAUGCUUUAGGCAAACCUGUCUGCUGCAGUUAAGAGAAGCAUGCAGCAGGCUGGUAACGUAGCUCUCCUAAUGUCGGUGUAAUAUCCUUAAAAUCAUAUGGGGGGUGGGUGGAUCUUGUAUAGUAAUUGUCUACAGCGUCUCUUCAGCACAGUACAUAUUUCUGCUACUCCCCGUUCAGAUUCAUUUUUCCCACUGUGUAGGUUCUUCCCUGAUAUGUGUGUGCAAAAGGACUUUAAACAAGGGACCAUCACAUGUUUCAAUCUUAUUAAAGGUUCUAGACUUUGUCCCCUGGUAAGACUCUAGGUUUGAUACCCAGAGGCCAAUGGUCAGAGUAACCUGUUUAAUCUCUAAUCUUACUUGUAGAACAGGGUAGUCGUUAGUCUUCGUUGUGCCAAUAACUGUUUGAGAGCUGGAUUCAGUUAGGAUUUUCCCCUACACCUUUGUCGGCCUUUCCUUUUCUGUUUGUACAAUAAACGCUUUCUUGGACAUUUGAAA